Ogataea angusta is the source of this 1083-nucleotide messenger RNA. RefSeq lists its product as uncharacterized. The transcript has a single exon. The record is from RefSeq and is a predicted model, not a curated record. Bases 1 to 1083 code for a protein of 360 amino acids. Gene Ontology annotation, cellular component: mitochondrial inner membrane. Gene Ontology annotation, biological process: transmembrane transport. Lineage: Eukaryota; Fungi; Ascomycota; Pichiomycetes; Pichiales; Pichiaceae.
AUGACCGACAAGAUAGACAAACACUCGCUCGAGUACGUGGUACGAAGCGGGAUUGCCGGGGGAGUGGCGGGAAUCUCCGCCAAAACGCUUAUAGCGCCCCUGGACAGGGUGAAGAUCCUGUUCCAAACAAACAACCCGCACUAUCGCCAUUUGGCAGGGUCGUUCCGGGGCAUGCUCAAGGCCAUCCAGCUUAUCUACCACAACGACGGGUUUAUGGGCCUGUACCAGGGCCACUCAGCCACGCUGCUGCGGAUUUUCCCCUACGCAGCUAUCAAGUUUGUGUGCUACGAGCAGAUCCGCACGUUUCUCAUUCCGCGGGACGAAUAUGAGACGGCUGGAAGACGGCUUCUGGCGGGAUCGUUUGCGGGCGUGCUCAGCGUGGCGUUCACGUACCCGCUGGACCUUGUUCGUGUGAGAUUGGCGUUCGAGACGUCCCACAGCAGGAUCCAGCACGGACGCGGGAAGAUAUGGCACAUCCUCAAGACCAUCUACUACGAGCACCCGCGCUACAGCUUCACCACCGGGGGUUACGUGGCGGACAAACCCCCACUUAUGCGGCUGCUGCACCGCAUCGUGGACCGCAACGUGCACGUUUUCCAGGCCAUGACAAACUUCUAUAGAGGAUUUGUGCCAACCAUCAUAGGCAUGGUCCCGUACGCGGGGGUCAGCUUCUACUCGCACGACAUGAUCCACGACCUGUUCCGCCUGCCGCACAUUGCGCCAUACACGGUCAUCGACGACGACGCGACGCUGGAAACCACAAAAGUCAGAUCCGAGUCGUCGUUCGACACGCGCAAGCCGCUCAAGAUGUGGGCCCAGCUGCUCGCGGGCGGCGGCGCCGGAAUGCUGGCGCAGGCGGCAGCGUACCCAUUCGAGGUGAUCCGGAGACGGAUGCAGGUCGGUGGGGUGGCGAACCUGGGAGGCCAGUUCUUCUCCAUCGGCCACACGAUAGUGAUGAUUUAUGCGGAGCGCGGGUUCAAAGGUUUUUACGUGGGGCUCGGGAUCGGGUUCCUGAAAAUCGUGCCGAUGUUUGCGUGCAGCUUCUACGUUUACGAGAGAUGCAAGCACUAUCUUCGGAUAUGA